Mercenaria mercenaria is the source of this 5170-nucleotide messenger RNA. RefSeq names its product tubulin epsilon and delta complex protein 1-like. The record is from RefSeq and is a predicted model, not a curated record. Bases 1053 to 2132 code for a protein of 359 amino acids. NCBI's taxonomy places the organism in Eukaryota, Metazoa, Mollusca, Bivalvia, Venerida, Veneridae. The transcript has 8 exons.
ACCCGAAGACUCAUAUCGUCGCACCACGUAAUUUUACGCACACCUAUUUCGACGCCAUUUUUGUUUUGACCUCGUUCUCGAUUAACUUGGGGUUUCCGAUGACGUAGUUACUCGGUGUAAUGACAGAAAACAUCAUGGUUAAUUUUACCAAUAAAAAUGUUGGAAAGUUCAGGACUUGAAGAUAUUUAUCAACUUACAUUUACCCCAUACAUGAUUUUUAAUGUUUCUACUAAUGCAAAUUUUCAUCCAUUUUAAAAACGUCCCUGUGGAAGCUUAGAUUAAAAAAGUUACUGGAAAUUAUGUUGUACGUCUGCAGCCGACUUUGGUGCUAUCAAGGUCACAUCACUGCCAUGUGACAUAUGUAGUCGCACUUUUUAUGCACUGUUUUGGAAGGUGUACGCAUUAUAUAUCAAUGCGAUCAUUACAACACACUUCAUUUUUUUUCUCUUGUCAAGUAGGCUGCGAACACUGGGUUCAUCUAAAGUUUUGUAUAAAACAAAAUGUGCCAAAUUCCUCUGUAAACACUGCAGUCCAGAAAAAUGGAAGAAGAAACAUCAGACAGUGUGUAUUAAAAAAAACAGAAUGAUUAUUUAUGUUCUUAGCCCCAUAUGUUCAUGAAUGUUUAAAUGUUUUCAGGUUUAUUUAUAUCAUUUGGCCUUAAUAUUGAUUACCUAUUUGCAUCUGCUUUUGUGUCAAGUUUUAUUGCAGCAUCCAUGACAGUUAUGGUGUAGCACAUUACUUACAGUGAUUGCACAAAUAUUUAAGCCAAUCAAAAGCUUCGUAACAAGAAUCAUGUAAGAUGCGUCAAAAUAGGUGUGUACGAAAAAAGUAUGGCCGACCACACUAGUUGUUGUUUACCUUUUGAUUUCUGGCAGUUAGUUGUUUAGAAUAAGAUGUUAUUGGUAUGAUUCAAUGCAUAAAAGACAGCUUCUUUGUGGAGGCUGCUUUUUGAGCUUCUAUACAUUUUGAAUUAUGGGCCACUGGAAGAAUAUGUGAAUGACUUUACUGAUCAGUUAAAACCAGAUGAAUUGGUAAUUUACACAAAGUAUGCCAUGCAAGAACAAGGCUACUUUUCAAGAGAGUUUUCAACUUUACCUGACGAUAUGAACAUGGGCAGUAGGGAGAUUUUAUUUGCAAUUGGUUGGCUUCUGUCAUCAAAAAAAGUGGUAGAUAAAUUCAUUGAUCUGCAGUGUUCACCACUUGACCAAGAAUUUCCCGUUCAGGAGCCAGUGGUUGUAGAACAACAGACACGGAGUACAAGUAAGCUUGGAGCAAUACAGAAAGCUCAACAACUUCAGUUUCUGAAUGGUCGUCUUUGUCUCAGUCUGAAAACACUCUAUUCAUUGUACCAUGAGGAAACCAGAUUACAACAUCAGGUGCACAAAAGUACGAUGGGAGUUGGUAGCUCAGCACAUACGCCACAUCUCUCUGUUAUUGAAGUGUAUCUUCUGAGACAUCCAGAACAGUUGAAAAAGUGCAUACAGCAGCUAGAAAAGGACAAUACAAGACUAGAGAGAUUGCUACUAUGGAAGGAACAUGAGCAUAUCUUUUGGAAAUGGAUGGAAAGUGUACUUCAGCUGAAGUUGGAAGAGGCAUCCCAGAAUGAGGAACAAGUCAGCAAUCAACCAGUGGUUCACUAUAACAUACCGGUAGAUUUACUUGCGUCCGUUAGUAUGUCUCGCAGGAAUCUCGAAUCCGCUAUCAUGAAAUUUGAACCGAUAAUUACACAACUUGAAGAAAUCUGGGAAACAAAGCAAGAUGAUAUGACUGUGGACCAAAUGCAGAAACUAGAUGCAGCUGUUAAAGCAGAAAUUCAAUCACACCAGAAUAAUCUGGAAGACAGAGUGUUAAAACAUGGGCCUCCUUUGUACAGAAACUCUCGUCUAACAUUCAUAAAACCCUCUCAAAAGAAACUGUCAAAUGUUCAGAUCCCUGCAUUAAAUAAUGUGACUACAGAUGGCUUAUCAGAUCCAGUAAAUAUUCAAUCAGAAAUAGAAAGUCUACAGGAACAUAUUAACCAGCUGGAGUGUGAAAUUCGGAGAAAGGAACGUUACUAUAGAAAUCGUUUGGAUAAAAUGGCAUCACAUAUACCUGGUGCAAUAUGUAUACAACCUGCCUCAUUAACAAGAUAGCACUUUGUCCAAGUUUUAAAUACAGAAGAAUGAAUGUUAUCAUAGAAAUUAUACGAUAUUUCAUACUUCAACAUCUUUUUGUGAUUUUCUAACCUGAUCUUUAUCUGCUAGUUUGGAUUUUAUCCAACAUUUCUUUUUUUAGCUCACCUGUCACAUAGUGACAAGGUGAGCUUUUGUGAUCGCCCGUUGACUGUCCAUUCGCCGUCCGUCAUCUGUCUACAAUUUCUUGUGAACACGAUAAGAGACCACAUUUUGCAAUCGAUUUUAAUCAAACUUGCACAAAACUUGUAUUGGCAUAAUAUCUCGGGUCCUUUCGAAAACUGGCCAGAUCCCAUCAUGGGUUCCAGAGUUAUGGCCCCUUAAAGGGCCAGAAUUUGCUAUUUUUGGCUUGUGAAUACGAUAGAGACCACAUUUGCAAUCAACUUUAAUCAAACUUGGUUCCUUUGGAAAAUUGGCCAGAUCCCUUCAUGGGUUCUAGAGUUAUGGCCCCUUAAAGUGUCAUAAUUUGCUAUUAUGGCUUUUGCAGCCAUAUAGAGACUUUAUUUAUGGUUUGAUUUGAUACAAACUUGCAGAUUAUCUUCAACAACAAUAAAUCUUGGAUUCCAUGAUGAAUCAGUCAGAUCCAAUCAUAGGUUCCAGAGUUAUGACCCCUGAAAGAGCCAAAAUUUGUUAAUUUUUACCUUGUGAACACGAUAAAAGUGACAUUUUAUAUUUGAUUUUAACCACACUUACAUAAAACUUAAUUCACAUUAAGAUCUCGGUUCCUUCCGAAAACCGGCUAGAUUCCAUCGUGGGUUCUAGAGUUACUGCCCCUUAAAGGGGCAAAAUUUUCUAUUUUGGCUCUUUCAGCUAUAUAGAGGUUUCAUUUAUGCUGUGAUUUGAUACAAACUUGCAUAGAAUGAUUAUCUUGAUGAUCUCUAGGCCUGGAUUUAAACUGAGUCAUGUUGGGUCAAAUACUAGGUCACUAGGUUAAAUCAAAGGAAAAGCUUGAAUACAUUCUAGAGACCACUGUUUUGCUCCAAUCUUUCCGAACUUUGCCAGAAUGUUUGUUUUCAUGAAAUUUUGGACAAUUUGGAAUCUGGGUCAUGUGUGAUAAAAAAACUAGGUCACUAGGUCAAAUCAAAGAAAAUACUUGCUUACACUCAAGAGGCCAUGUUGUUUGGUCCUAUCCUAAUGAAAAUUGGUCAGAAGAUUUGUCUCCAUGAAAUCACUAGGUAAAACAUGUUUACACUGUUCUGGUAUGUAACUCAGGUGAGCAGCCUAGGGCCAUCUUGGCCCUCUUGUUUUAAUCAGUAAGAGAUUGAUAUUGUAAGAUUUAUGAUGGAGUUUUUGGUCAUGUAUUUAGCAAUUCACAUUCAAUUUUGUUAGAUAACUAGGAAUAGAAUUAGUGCCUUUGCUAAGUGCAAAUUAUGAGUUACUCUAUAGUAUCUUGCCUUAUCAUCUGCAAAAUUUGGAUGUCUGUCCAUCUGUUUGUCAAAGGUCAAAAAUGUUAAUGGGAUAUUUUUUUGACUCUUAGAUAGUAACAAGAGAAUUUCAGUGAUAUACAUGUCUCUAUAGGACAUGUCUACGUUUCUUUGCCACAUGGCCUCAAACUACGUCGAAAACCUUUCAGACUUAAACAUGGUUAAAAUAGAGAUAAUUUUAAGAGCGAAUGCUACACGGUCAUAUGACCUCUCGGACUUCAUACGGUAUUGACCAGGACCAAUAUAUUCAUAUAUACUUCUUAAUUUAGUAACUCAAAAUUUCUGUUUAAUAACGCGAAGUUUCGACUUAAUUACUCAAAAUGUCAACUAAGUAACCUGAAAUUUUCUGAUACGCACCUCAAAAUUUACACUCAGUAUUGCAAAACUUCAAGUUAUGUAUCUUGAAGUUUCAGCUUAGUAAUUUAAAAUUUCGAGUUAAUAAAUGAGCCGCAGUAUGAGGAAACCAACAUAGUGCAUUUGCAACCAGCAUGGAUCCAGACUAGCCUGGGCAUUUGCGCAGUCUGGUCAGGAUCCAUGCUGUUCUUUAACAGUUUCUCUAAUUGCAAUAGGCUUUGAAAGCGAACAGCAUGGAUCCUGACCAGACUGUGCGGAUGCGCAGGCUGGUCUGGAUCCAUGCUGGUUGCAAAUGCACUGUGUUGGUUUUCUCAUGGUGUGGCUCAAAUAACAUACACCUGGCACUAAUUCUGUGCUGCAGAUGACAGCUUUAACGGCAGAUUUUUCUUUGAUAGUAUGUACAGGAUGUAGUGACAAUACAUAUUACAGGACUUCUCUUAUAAUUUGCCAGUCCAUAGCCUAUAUUCAGCAGGUUAACUGGAUUAAUAAGUCAGAAUUUAAAAAUAAUUCAGUGAAAAACACAUCUUGAAUAUUAAGAUCUAUUGACCCAAACGAACCAAUGUAUUUUCUUUUUCAGCCAGUUGAUGGACUAUUGUAAAAGUAGUUUCACAUUUUAUUAUGUUAAUGUAGUCUUUCAAAAAAGCCACAGAGCUUGUUUGUAAGUUAAUAUGCAUUAUUGGAAUGAAAUAUCUCUCCCCCCAUCCCACCCCACUUAAAUAAAAAAAAAAAUCUAUUGACCCUCAGGCCUAAUAGUUUUGACUGUUUAGCAGCAAGCCAUUCGAUAAGUGUAUGCUAUAUUCUGCAUUCUAAAACAAAUUUUGACCUAAAGCAACUUCAGUCUAAAAGUGAUUGAUGGAACAAAUUUUUACCUAAAGCUAUUUCGAUCAAAAACUGAAUUUCAUAAACAUUUGUCCUUUUAUGGCUGUAGAAAUAUGGAAAGAUAUCUGUUACUUAUUAGGAAUGCUAGCACGGUAAAUUCAUUUAAGUAAUUGAUUAAAAUAUUUCUUUUCAUUAAUAGUGUAGAAAUUGGCUUUGAAUACACAAGCAAGUCCAUUUCUACGUACAAGUCUGCUCUAUGUUAUGACUGUGAUAUGUGUGUGAAAAGUGUAACGUAUUUAUGAUUAUAUUUGUUAAUAUGAUUUGUAUGUUUGUUUAUAAAACUUUAGUUUUAUCCUCUUUAAAUAAACACUUUGUUAUUACUAUUAUUGUUACAUCAAAUGA